CGUUUUGAAGRAGAGAUUCUCGGCUUCGAAAUCCAAAACUGAUCGAMACAUUUUGGAUCGGAAACGUGCAUGCGUCCGCUGGAAAGAACAAAGAAUCCAACGAACACAAAUCGUUUGAAACGAAACCAUCCAAAGAACGACACAGUUGAAUYGAUUCAACAUCUUAGAAAUGGCRGAGGAAAGUAGCAUUCUUGCCGAGGCUUCAUCGAAGAAGAAGGCGAARAAAGAWAAGAAGAAGGAAGACAAGAAAAAGAGCAAGAAGCGAAAGAAAUUGGACGACGGCGACGGCAGUGAUCAUGGCGACGAACCAAUCGUCGACCARRGUUCCGAGGACGUCUCCAAUGAUACCAAUAAGUUAGACGAAGGUGAAAAAGUWAAGGAUAAAAAACCAAAAAAGAAAAAGAUGAAAGAAGCCAAAUCUCGGUUGAAAUCGAAAAAGGAAGAGAAGGCGGAGUUGAUGAAAAAGGUUCCUCUAACGGACGACGAUGGGAUUGCGUACACCAAGUUCCAGAUCCGCCAGAUGUUGAAACGCGUCAAAAAGGGCCURCCACCUGUUGCAACGGCCAAAGAACAGGAAGAAAAACGCCAAAAUGAAGCUCGGCUCCGUCGCGAGGAACAAGCAGAACUAGCGGGUCUAGCAAGYGAAAGAAACAUGCAAGAUAGCGACGAAGAAAGUGCCAGCGAUAACGGUGACGACGACGGCAGCGGCGAUGACAACGAUGAUAAUGAUAACAAUACGGCUGGAGAUGGUGACAAUGAUGUAUCCAAUGAUGCUGUCUGUGCCCCAGCUYCUGCUGUCAACAGUUCUUCCAAGGAGGAUGGAGCCCCAACGAAAAAGGCAAAACGGAACAAAGUCGUCCCAGCCGAUUACGUUUGCCAAGCCUGUAAAAACCGCCAUCAACCRGCACAUUGGAUCUAUGACUGCCCCGACAAGAUCACCGUCCGCGGUACCAACAAAAAACGAAAAAAGGAUCGAGGGAUCAACGACCCAGAUUCCAGAAAAGUCUUUGUCUCGGGAUUGCCAUUCGAAGCCAAAGUCAAAGCAGUCGAGGACUUUUUCUCGGUCACCAAAAACUGUGGGACCGUUGCAGCUGUGAGGCUCAUAAAGUUCGAAGAUACAGGAAGGUGCAACGGGCAAGCAUACAUAUCAUUCGAUACCGAUGCGGGAGCACAGCGGGCGAUUUUAUUGUCGGGAACAACUAUUGAUGCCGAAUUGUUAUCGUCUUCAGACAGCAAGAAGAAGAAAAAAGAUGACGGAGCUCCCACAAAACGAAAGGAACUGAAACUCAAAGUAUCGAAAGUGUUGAACAGAAGAAAGACAAAACGUGGUUAAGAGUCAGACKGGUACAAUUUACUUAAUUGCGUGAUGCAACUAUCGACCAUCACUAUCUCAUGUGCAACGAACCACACAUAUUUUUGUUAGAAUUAGSUAGAUAAAGGAAACACUCURUCAUUGUUUCAUGGUAGUCCAUGCUUUUCUAUCGAUUCUAUAGUCUGAAGUUCUAAUCUUGCAGUUCUGGGAGAUAGAAACGAGAYUACGUGAAUUACACAAACUACGAACUGCAGUACUCCGUUGUCACAAUUUCUGGACCAAUCAAGGAAUAAGUGUUAAUUGAAUAUUUGCUUUCGCCGGUCUCGGGGCUUGUGCGCUGCGCGACGAGUUGUARAGCUUUCUGUCGGCGAAACCACGCACCAUUCUUAGUUUGGAUACGGUGCUCMGUCGUUUCCUUCUACAUUCUUUGCAGCAGAAGCAYGUGUGCGACUUCCACAUUGCCCUCCACAUAGAAGACGAUACUAACGAGGAGUCGAAAUACAUCUUUACACGCAAAUGAUCCAAUGCGCAUACUGGCUGAGCGGUUCUGCAUGUGAUAUCUUGUGYUACAUACGAGUACUUCUUGGGAUUUUUGUUCCAGAUGUCUUGCAUCGUGGCUUCCAUAUURAAUCAGAARCGCUCGAUCAAUUCCAGUCAGCCGCCGCGGCAAGUUUAUUAUUAAUUAUCAUGUCAAAAAURUGUGUUGUUCUUGCCCCUGCACAACAAUGACUGUAAUUGAUGGGGCGAAUGAAACAAGAUACAAUCGUGCGUUGAAUCUUCCUAGUAGUACAGUAGAGAAAGCAAAUGUUUAUAAUGUAUAUUAUAUUACACUAAGCACUGUGAUCUCUCCAGUCGAAUUUGGGCUGUAGCUUUUUCGUAGAUGAUUGGCCGUCGGUUAUGAUUUCUACCAACUUAUUCUUGAUCUUAUCCUUGAUGGCUGGGUCUCUCGUGUUCAGCCACAAUUCCAACUUGUACAUGGGAUAGGCUCUAGAUUUAUCUACUACCCGAACKCCAUUCACAUAUUGCUCAAUACUCUCUCCUCCUUCCGGUGCGACAGCGUCGUUGAUCGUCUCUCCAACGCAACUCAUCACGAGAUUUUGCCAAUACAAAUCCAGCACCUCCGAUGCCAGGCACUGCCGACAAAACCAUUCUCCACCCGUUACAUUUUGAGGAUCACCCCAUUCAGGUUCGAUUCCCUGCUUGAAAAAUGAGUACUCCUCGAUCGUUUUCGACUCCGGUCCUACCGUCUUGCGACAUUCCCCGUCAAAGAAUACUUGAGAGGGUUUCGGCAAGUGUUGAAAAUACCUCCAAAAGUCCUCCACC
Messenger RNA from Pseudo-nitzschia multistriata, 2635 nucleotides. The record is from the annotation of a GenBank genome assembly. NCBI's taxonomy places the organism in Eukaryota, Bacillariophyta, Bacillariophyceae, Bacillariales, Bacillariaceae.